GUAUUUACUUGUGUUAUAUUUGGUACCUUAAAUUUUGGUAAGUGCACAAAAACCAAAGCAAAUAUUGCUUUAAGGCAGCGGCUACUCAGAAAAAAGGGCACAUCCUUUUUAUAGAGUCAAAGAUAAGAAAGACUACAGUAGUACACAGAGUUGCAGAGAAGACCGCCAUUGAAGCUCUUAAUAAAAACUCCAUAUUAGAAACAAUAAGCUCUGCAAAAUUCCAAAAAAGAAGAAGAAAAGAGAAGAAGUAUAUAGAAAGCUUCAUUUUUUUCUUCAAAUACCUCCAUUUUUCUCUUCUUUUUGUUAGUGUUUUGAACCUCAUUGACUUGAAUUUGUGGGGUUACUAUGGAGUAAUCUCUGUUUAAAUUUGUGGGGUUUGUUUAAAAUUUUCAGUUGCAGUUUGCAGCAUUAACGAAAUUCGAGAAACUGUAGAAAUUGAGCUUGGGGUUGUCUUGUUGAGUCUCAUUUUGGAAUUGGGUUAGCUGUGUUGUAUCAAAGUUGGGUUUGGUUUUUCUGUGAAAUGGAUAAUCUGAUAGAGUCAAUUGAAGCAGGAGAAGCUAGAUCCGAGAAUUGCGGAGCUAGAAUGGGAGAAAUAGGAACUGGGUUUCAUCAAUUUGGUGAGGAAAUCUUGUCUGUUACGUCGGAAGGUGGAAGUUCUUUCACUGCUUUACUUGGGCUUCCACCGAAUCAAGCGGUGGAGCUUUUGGUUCAGUCACCGGAAGCUGACAAAAUGACAUCAGAUAAGCUCGCUAUCAGUGAACCUCACUAUCGUUAUCCUCCUCCUCCGAUUUUUCCUUCAGAUAUCGCUUUGAUCGACAGAGCUUCUAAGUUCUCCGUCUUCGCCGCCGCCGGUAACUCUCCGGAGUCCAAUUCAACCCUUUCAAAUUCCGGAUCGAAAUCACUGUUCGUCAAACAAGAACCCAUAGAUUCCGAAUUUAACCACAAUUCAUCUCCGGCGACUUCCAAUCCACUAGUCAAUCAGAAAUCAACAAAGAGAAAGGAACGCGAGAAAAAGGUAAAAGAAACUUCUAAAAAGGGGAAAAAAUCAGCUAACGAUACCUCAGAAGACGGCGGUGAGAAGCUACCAUAUGUUCACGUCCGAGCGCGUCGAGGCCAAGCCACUGAUAGCCAUAGUUUAGCAGAAAGAGCAAGGAGAGAGAAGAUUAAUGCUAGGAUGAAGCUACUACAAGAACUGGUCCCAGGAUGUAAUAAGAUCUCAGGUACUGCAAUGGUGUUGGAUGAAAUCAUCAACCAUGUACAGUCCCUACAGCGUCAAGUGGAGUUCUUAUCAAUGAGACUUGCUGCGGUUAACCCGAGAGUUGAUUUCAACCUUGACAGUCUCUUUGCGGCAGAACGAAGUGGUUCCCAUGUGGAGAGUAACUUACAAGACAUGGUUGUGCCACCUAUCUGGGCCGAGGGACAAACCAGCGGAAACAGAAACCAAUAUCAACAUCUAUGGCAUUAUGAAGGGUUCCAUCAGCCUGCCUGGGGAAGGUUAGAAGACAAUUCUAGCUUUGUUACUCCAGAGAACUCGCUGUUGACAUAUGAUUCCUCAGCAAAUUCAGCAUCCUUACACCCAAAUCAGCUGAAAAUGGAGCUAUGAAAGAAGAAGCAAGUCUUUACUAGUGAUUAGCUGUAUAUAUAUCGGACAUAUUAGUUGAUAGCAGCCAGUGCCAGAGAAGAGAGUUAUCAAGAAUUCAGAUUUUGGGUUUCACCUUCUUCUAAUCAAACAGCAAGGAGAAACUCCAGUUUGAUCUCUGCUAGGGAGGAAGAAAAUUACGCGUAUCCCUUGUUCCUAUUUAUAUAACAUAUAUAUAUGUAUGCAGAAAGAUUUGUCUAUACGAACAUAGGGUCAUUCAAUCUGAUACUUGGUACGCGAGAUGAUUGAUUGAUUCGUAGUUGUAAAACAAGAACAAACUAGUGGUGACUAUUACAUUGUUAUGCAGGCAAGGUUUCGUGCUAUUUGCCCCUUCUGCUGAAAUUUCUUGUGCUGUAAUUAUGAGAGAACUUGAGAAGCAAUAAAAAGAAGAACAUUGGAAAA
Molecule: messenger RNA, 2041 nt
Organism: Solanum tuberosum (potato)
Lineage: Eukaryota; Viridiplantae; Streptophyta; Magnoliopsida; Solanales; Solanaceae
Product: transcription factor bHLH48-like
Exons: 7
Coding region: 521-1603 (360 amino acids)
Biological process (GO): regulation of DNA-templated transcription
Cellular component (GO): nucleus
Molecular function (GO): protein dimerization activity; DNA-binding transcription factor activity
Source: RefSeq, a predicted model, not a curated record